AUGGAAACAGGCGGCAGGAGCCAAACAGUGAUUGCCCUUGAGGCUGGGCAGGCUUCUGGGUCCGCCUCCCUGCCUCCUUACUCUGCCACAGGUCAGAUUCCGCGGAAGGCUGACAGAAGCCGGUCCUGCUCGCGGGAGAAAAAAGAGGGUUAUACUAAGGACAUGGUACCAGACUUUGAUGAGAAACAUGAUGAGUAUUUAAUAUUGCUUCAGCAGAGGAACCGGAUACUAAAGCACUUGAGAUCCAAGGACCCCAUGCAGCUGAGACUGGAGCAUUUGGAACAAGGCUUCUCCGUCUACGUCAACGGGGCCAACUCUGAGCUGAAGACCUCACCCCGGAAAGCUGUCCACUCCGACUUCACCAGAAGCGCCUCACACGCCGAGGGGACGCACGAUUAUGGGCGAAGAACCCUGUUUCGAGAAGUGGAAGAAGCUUUAAGACGCAACUCGCGGACAGCCCCUUCCAAAGUUCAGCGCCGAGGAUGGCACCAGCUCCGAGAGUCCCCUGGUCACCUCACCUUCCUCGACCCAUCCCUUCGUGUCUUCUCCCUGCCAGUCUUUGUUGAAAUUGUCCAGGACAAUGCCUCAGUUGGUCAGCCUGGACCAGAUGCCCACUUCCGCCUUGAGAGGGGUACCAAGUCUCCUACUGGCACCAAGCCCUGUGAUGUUAAUUUCUCCCUUCUGAAUGCACAUGGAUUACCAGACCCUGCCAGCAGUGCAGACAAAGAAAGGAUCCUCUUAACUAUUCAGGAUGUAAUGGAGCUAAGAAAAAGCCUGGAACUUAGUGUAAAUCUACAAAGGAAACAAAAAGAUUGUUCCAGCGAUGAAUAUGACUCUAUCGAAGAAGAUGUGCUCUCGGAGCCAGAGCCCGAAGAGCAGGUGCUGGGGGGCCACCGCAGAGAUGACCCCGCCCCUUCCAGUGGGGACGCGGUGCAGAAGGACGUUCCCAAGGACCAGGAGAUGGAAGGACGCCCUCCCCGGGGCCCAGACCCCCUCGUGGUGCUGGAAUUUAACCCAGCUUCCAAAAGUAGUAAGAAGGAGAGGAAUUUGUCUGCUAAGCGGAAGGACAACGCUGAGGUUUUCAUUCCCAGCAGACCUGAGUUGAACCUGAACCCCCAGCCCUCUGCUGUGUUCCCAGACCAGGAGAAGGCAUGUUCAAGACCCGGGAGCCGACGAGAGAGACCCCUAUCAGCAACCCGGAAACCCGUGCGCGAGGCUGAGGACCGAGAGGAAGAUGCCUCGGCUGUGCUCAGGGCCAUCCAGGUGGAGAACGAAGCCCUGCAGAGGGCGCUCCUCAGCAGAAAAGGGGAGGCCCCCAGCAGCCCGCUGCAGGACACGGAGGGACCACCAGCAAAAUCGUGGACCAGUCUACUGAAGGGGAAGGAAGAGAGCGCUGAGCCACUUCCUACCCCUGAGGCGACUGGCAGGACCAGCCCGCAGGAGCCGUGCAGGGCCACGGGGGGAACCACAGUCGUCCGUGAAGCCAUUGACAGAAUCGGCCUGCUGGGGAGCAGACAACAGCAAAGGCUUCUGAAAGUCCUCCAGGCCAUCGAAAGCGACUCUGUCCGCCUCAGCAGGGCUGUUUCACCGACAGAGGAGCCAGUGCCGGAUCCAGAGGACAAACUGAGAACAAGAGGCGGAGAGAUCGAAGAUGCCGUCUACGUGACCAUGGAAAUCCUGUCCAACUGGGGCCAUACGUCCUGGGUGGGUCUCACGGAAGUUGAGUUCUUUGACCGGAACAACACAAAGCUUUAUGUGUCGCCCCAUGACGUGGAUAUCCGGAACACGGACACGCCCGGGGACCUGGGCCACCUGGUCAAUAGGAACUUAGCUAGCAAGAAAGACCCCUCCUUGUGGACGUGCCCCUUCCACCCGCCGCUCCAGCUCUUUUUUGUUAUCCGCAACACGAGCCGCCUGCACGACUUUGAUCUAGCCAAGAUCAAGGUUUGGAAUUACUGGACAGCUGAUGGUGAUCUUGACAUUGGUGCCAAGCACAUGAAGCUUUAUGUCAAUAAAAAGCUCAUCUUUGAUGGCACGUUGGACAAAGGAGGUGGAGAGGGCCCAGCUGACCUGAGCGUCCUGGUUGGCCAGAAAAACAAGAAGGAGGAAAGAAUGGAGAGGACCGUGGGUGCCCCCUCGGGAGAAGGCGGAGAUGCCUGCAAGAUGGCUGGCACAGAUGGGGCCCACUCACAGCCAGCUGGAGCAGCGGUAGAUGUGAAGGUUUCUUCCCAAGGAAAGUUAUUUGGCGAAAAGAUGAAUCCUCCCAAUUGCACGAAAGACAAUUCGUCCAAGUUAAACGAAGACACGAGCUUAUUAGCAGCCCCAGCCCCGAUGCCGGCCUCGAUGGGUGGCGUGCCCCGUCCUCCUCCCCUCCGCCCGGCUGCGGAAUGCCCUGCCCUGGACCCAGAGCCCUCUCUGAUCCAACAGCUGGAAAACCUCACGGGCAGAAAAGUCUCCGAGCCACCAGCAAAAACUCCCUCCUGGUUGCAACCUUCUGCCGCGGGGAAGGGCAGGAAGCAGGGAGGCAGGAAGCCAAAACCUCUAUGGCUGAGUCCCGAGAAGCCACUGGACCGGGAAGGCGGGCUUCCGUCUGAUGACGUCAUUGGCGCCAGGGGUGAGGGUCCUAGAGAGGCUGAGAUCGGGGAUAAAGGCCCCAGGCGUGAGCAAGGGCGAGCAAGCAGCUGGAAUGUCAUCGCUGGGGAGAGAGCCCAGAAGGUGACCCCCAACGUCUGUGAUGACUUUGACAUCUUUAACCAGCCCUCCAACAGAGAGCGCCCUGCUAGUGGGAGGAGGGGCCCGAGGAAGGACGCCCUCAGCAGCGGUCACAGUGAUGGCCAGCCAACCAGCAGAGAAGACGCCCGGUCCACCGAGACGCCGCCACGACCCCGGUGGUGCAGUGAGCAGGAACACACGCUGCAUGAGUCCUGGGACUCCCUCAGUGCCUUUGACCGCUCCCACCGGGGACGCAUCUCCAACAUGGAGCCGCAGGGGGACAUCCUGGACGAGUUCCUGCAGCAGCAGAAGGCCAGCCGGCACGGCGAGCAGCCGCCCCCGUGGAAGGAGGAGAAGCUGGGGCCAAGGAGAGGCCGGGAAGACAGUCCCGUAGAGACGGACGACGCGAGUGACUUUGAAAUCCCCGUCUUGCCUUACGGACAGCGCCUGGUCAUCGACAUCAAGUCGACGUGGGGGGACAGGCACUAUGUCGGCCUUAACGGAAUAGAAAUAUUCAGUUCCAAGGGGGAGCCGGUGCAGAUCGCGAACAUUCAAGCCGAGCCCCCCGACAUCAAUAUUUUACCGGCCUACGGGAAAGACCCCCGCGUGGUCACCAACCUCGUCGACGGGGUGAACAGGACCCAGGACGACAUGCACGUCUGGCUGGCCCCUUUCACACUGGGCAAGCCCCACACCAUCUCCGUAGACUUCGUGCACCCUUGCCAGGUCGCCCUGAUCCGGAUCUGGAACUACAAUAAAUCUCGGAUACACUCCUUCCGUGGCGUGAAGGACAUCACCAUGCUGUUAGACUCGCAGUGCAUCUUCAAAGGAGAAAUCGCCAAGGCCUCAGGGACCCUGACAGGAGCCCCAGAGCACUUUGGAGACACCAUCUUAUUCACGACCGAUGAUGACAUUCUGGAGGCCAUAUUCUGUUCUGAUGAGACAUUUGACGUGGACGUGGAGGGUCCCUGCAGCCUGCAGAGUGGGGAGACGCUGAGGAGGCCGAGCACCGCCGACAGCGAGGGGGAGGAGAGGCCCUACACCCAGGCCGGCUCAUGGGCUGAGGGCCACCAGGCGGGAAAGGGCCUGAAGAGGCUCUGUCUGGGGGCCGGGCCAAAGGAUCCAGUCCCAGAGCUGGAGCCCCCACUCAGUCCGCCUGUCCCUGAAGUAACCACCCCAGAGCCAGGCAUCUACCAUGGGAUCUGCCUUCAGCUGAACUUCACUGCCUCCUGGGGGGACCCGCACUACCUGGGGCUCACAGGCUUGGAAGUGGUGGGCAAGGACGGCCAGGCACUGCCCCUCAGCCUGCACCAGAUCUCCGCCUCCCCCAGGGACCUGAACGACCUUCCUGAGUAUGCCGAUGACUCCCGGACCCUGGACAAGCCACUCAAUGGCAAUGCCAGGCACAGGCCGGAGCCACAGGAUGACGGCCUGGGGUCUGGGCUGCAGUGUGCUGGGCAGUCCAGGGCAGUCAGUGGCAGGAUGGUCUCUGGGACAAACACAGGCAAAGUUGAGAGCGAUGAGGCAGGAUGUUCUGAGCAGGAAAACGAGAAACCGGCCAGGAUGGGGGUACAAUCUGGGCAAGCCUCCUGCCAGCUCCUAGCCCAGCUGAAGAAGGAACCCCUCUUUGGAGGCGAGCCGGCAGAACCCCGGGAGUCAUGCCGGCCAUUCUGGUCUAGGUCCACGUCCCUGGACCAGUCGUGUGACCAGCGGGUUACAGCCAAAAUCGUCCACAUCUCCCUGGACGGCCUGGGCAUCUCCCCUCCAGAGGGCUUCCUCAUCCGGAAGGGGCCGGGCAACUGCCACUUUGAUUUCGCUCAAGAAAUUCUCUUUGUGGACCACCUCCAGGCUCGACAGCUGCCCCAGCCGGCCCAGAGGCUCAACACGCAAAGCCAGGAGCGGGCAAGCAUGGACUACGAGGCACCCCUGAUGCCCUGCGGCUUCAUUUUUCAGUUCCAGCUCCUGACCAGCUGGGGUGACCCCUAUUACAUCGGUCUUACAGGCCUGGAGCUGUAUGAUGAGCGGGGAGAAAAAAUCCCUCUGUCGGAAAACAAUAUCGCCGCCUUCCCCGACAGCGUGAACUCCCUGGAGGGCGUGUGCGGGGACGUCCGGACGCCCGACAAGCUCAUCGACCAAGUGAACGACACCUGCGAUGGCAGGCACAUGUGGCUGGCUCCCAUCCUGCCGGGCCUGCUCCUGGUGGACGACUUGCUUGUGUACAACGGGAUCCUGGCCAUGGUGGGCCACCUGGUGGGGGGCAUCCUGCCCACGUGCGAGCCCACGCUGCCCUACCACACCAUCCUCUUCACCGAGGACGCAGACGUGUGCCGCCAGGAGAAACGCACCGCCAUCAGCAAUCAGGUGGAGGAUCAGGACGUCCAGAUGAUGAACGAAAACCAAAUCAUUACCAACUCGAAAAGGAAGCAGAGCGCGGUUGACCCAGCACUGCGCCCCAAAACCUGCAUAAGCGAGAAGGAGACAGUGCGACGGUGGCGGUGCUGA
Messenger RNA from Puma concolor (puma), 5214 nucleotides. NCBI's taxonomy places the organism in Eukaryota, Metazoa, Chordata, Mammalia, Carnivora, Felidae. The record is from RefSeq and is a predicted model, not a curated record.